CACCACCAACACUCGACCUUAUCGCCGCAACUGGACCCUACCUCUGCUCAAUAACUCACCUUCAUUCGCUCCACGACCUCCUUUUGCAUCCAUUCCAUCGACCCUUCCUGGCCCACGCUUAUACCACUCACGUCGACCUCACACCGCACCUGGUAGAAACGCAUCAACCUUUCUUGCUGCUGCUUCUGUUGCAUCUUUCCACACCAUCACAUCAGCAAACACCAGCAUCGCCACUACCUCUCAAACAUCUCACAUGGCACCAGUAGCUACCAACGGUCACUCGACCACUUCCGACGAGGGGCACUACAAAGUGGUCAUCAUCGGCUCAGGUCCAGCUGGUCACACUGCCGCAAUCUACCUUGCCCGAGCCGAGCUCAAGCCCGUCCUCUUUGAAGGUUUCCUCGCCAAUGGCAUCGCAGCAGGUGGUCAACUGACCACCACUACCGACGUGGAAAACUUUCCCGGCUUCCCCGAGGGUAUCGGUGGUAGUGAGAUGAUGGACAAGUUCCGUGCGCAAUCGGAACGUUUCGGUACACAGAUUCACACCGAGACCAUCUCCAAGGUGGAUCUAUCGCAGAGGCCAUUCAAGUUCUGGAGGGAAGGAAAGGAGAAUGACGCGCCGGAGCUGGCAGAGACGAUCAUCAUUGCCACUGGCGCUUCAGCCAAGCGGAUGCAUCUGCCUGGAGAGGACCACUACUGGCAGAGUGGUAUCUCGGCUUGCGCAGUGUGCGAUGGAGCCGUACCCAUCUUCCGCAACAAGCCACUGGCAGUAGUUGGAGGUGGUGACUCGGCGGCAGAAGAGGCUACCUACCUGACAAAGUACGGAUCGAAGGUGCAUGUGCUGGUGCGAAGGGAUGAGCUGAGGGCAUCAAAGAUCAUGGCAAAGAGGCUGCUGAGCCAUCCCAAGGUCGAGGUGCACUUCAACACCGUCCCCAUCGAGGCCAAGGGUGAUGGAGACCUGCUGAAUGCACUCCGCAUCAAGGACACAAAGACCGGAGAGGAGUCGGACCUGCCGGUGAAUGGUCUCUUCUACGCCAUUGGUCACAUCCCAGCUACAAGUCUCGUAAAGGGACAAGUAGACUGUGAUGAAGACGGGUACAUCCUCACCAAGCCCGGUACUACCCAGACUAGCGUCAAGGGACUAUUUGCAGCUGGAGAUGUGCAGGACAAGAAGUACAGACAGGCGGUCACCUCGGCUGGAACUGGAUGCAUCGCUGCACUCGAGGCAGAGAGGUUAUUGGCUGAAGAGGAGGAGGCAGACCCGGUUGCUAUUGCCGCUGCUCAGCACUACACUGGUACUGACAAGGCAUGAGUUUGUGGGCUGCUACUGGGAAGUUGUAUGUGGGAGAGGGGUAUUAGUUACUUGCAAUUGUAGAUGGCUUUCGGGGGAGAAUGACGGCAUGGGGAUUUCUUUCAUGGCUACCACUGAGGCACUCUCUACGUUGGCUUCAUUAGAUUCGUACAAUUUCAUCACCUUUACCCUGCCUAUCUGUCUAGCCCAAUCUGUUC
This is a messenger RNA of Microstroma glucosiphilum, 1509 nucleotides long. Its product is annotated as thioredoxin reductase. Gene Ontology annotation, molecular function: thioredoxin-disulfide reductase (NADPH) activity. Gene Ontology annotation, cellular component: cytoplasm. The record is from RefSeq and is a predicted model, not a curated record. The transcript is spliced from 2 exons. NCBI's taxonomy places the organism in Eukaryota, Fungi, Basidiomycota, Exobasidiomycetes, Microstromatales, Microstromataceae. Gene Ontology annotation, biological process: removal of superoxide radicals. Bases 254 to 1312 code for a protein of 352 amino acids.